AUGAUAAUGAAACUUGGGACUUUAAACUCCAAAUGUGAGUCUUUUUCAGCAUUGAAGAUAAGAGAGAGAGAGAGAGAGCUUGAGGAGGAGCUGAAGCCCCAGAAAAGUUGGAAUGGAGCUUCCAAUGGUGGUGGCUUCUAAUGGCUUUCACUCCUUCAAUGCCAUUAGAGUAUCAAGAUUGAGGCUUUCCUCAAUAAAAACUCCAGUAAGGUUUAACUCACACCGUCAGGAACGCAAUGCACACAAUGUGUUUGCUGCAUUGCCUGAGACAGCAGCAACUGUUGUACUUGCUGCAGUGGCUGUUGGUGCGGGCUCUGUGCUUCUUUCAAAGACUAAGCAAGCUUCGGUUAAUCCUACAUUGGCAGAACCUUUGAAAGUUUGUGAAGAUUGUGGCGGUUCUGGUAUUUGUUCGGCAUGCAAUGGAGAGGGCUUCAUACUAAAGAAGCUCUCGGAGGAAAGUGCUGAUCGUGCGAGAAUGACCGCCAAGAACAUGGCAACCCGAUACACUGCUGGGCUUCCGAAGAAGUGGAGUUAUUGUAUGAAGUGUUCUUCAGCUCGCUCAUGUAGUACUUGUGGAGGGAGUGGGAAACUAAGCUGAUCAAGUACAUCGUCUGUGCUUCAUUAUUCUGUUGCAACUUUGGACGUUUUUCUCGCUCUGGACGCACAUCAUGAAGUGACACUUUAAGGGGGUUUUCAUCGUCAUUCGAUUGUUGGCAAUGUACAUAUAAAUGUAUUGGUCAGUUUGUCUCAGAUGCCAAUCUAGAAGGUACAUACUCUGUGG
Molecule: messenger RNA, 781 nt
Organism: Dioscorea cayenensis subsp. rotundata (Guinea yam)
Lineage: Eukaryota; Viridiplantae; Streptophyta; Magnoliopsida; Dioscoreales; Dioscoreaceae
Exons: 5
Coding region: 113-598 (161 amino acids)
Source: RefSeq, a predicted model, not a curated record